UACUGUAACUGUAGACUUCUCUGCCUCACCUCAAAUAGUAUACUUCUGCAAUUCUAACAGAUUACCAUAUUUGAUGCGGAGUCAGAAGAUGAGCAGGACAUUGAUUUGGCAAUUCUGACGGCACUCUUCAAAGGUACGAAUAUGUCUGCUUCAGAUCAGCUAGAUUUGGCAUUGGCCUGGAACCAGCUAGACAUUGCCAAGAAACACAUACUUGUUUAUGGACAACACUGGAAGGUUGGUGCCUUGGAGCAGGCAAUGCUGGAUGCUUUAGUCAUGGAUCGUGUGGAUUUUGUUAAACUAUUAAUAGAGCAUGGAGUGAACGUGCACCGUUUUCUUACCAUAUCUCGUUUGGAAGAACUCUACAAUACUAAACAAGGACCAUCAAAUCUGCUUUUACACCAUCUAGUUCGAGAUGUGAAACAGAAUAACCUUUCUUUGGAUUACAAGAUAUCACUGAUUGACAUUGGACUAGUGAUAGAGUACCUCCUUGGUGAAGCUUAUCGGAGCAGCUACACAAGGAAGCAUUUCCGGAUUCUCUACAACAAUCUCUACAGAAAACACAAGAGAGUGGUCUCCAGCUUGCCUCAAAGCCUGUCUCAUUCCUUUCAUCAGAGUAAUCAGAUGGAUAGUGGAAUGGGAUCCACUGAAAGUACUUUGCACUCUCAGUUCUUCAGAACUGCACAGCCUUACAAAUGCAAGGAAAGAUCCAGCCCUUUCCCAAAGUAUAAGAAGAAAUCUAAAGAGGAUAUAAACUAUGCAGAGAAUUAUGCGUCAACUGGCUUCAUCUACCCCUAUAAUGACCUCCUGGUUUGGGCAGUAUUAAUGAAAAGACAGAAGAUGGCUAUGUUCUUCUGGCAGCAUGGAGAGGAAGCCAUGGUCAAAGCUGUUGUUGCUUGUAAACUCUACAGAACAAUGGCACAUGAGGCUAAACAGAGCAACAUGGUGGAUGACACUUCAGAAGAGCUCAAGAAGUAUUCAAAGGAAUUUGGGCAGCUUGCCUUAGAUGUGCUGGACAAAGCAUUCAAACAAAAUGAGCAGAUGGCCAUGAAGUUGCUGACCUAUGAACUGAAGAACUGGAGCAACUCAACUUGCUUAAAGCUGGCAGUGUCUGUGGGGCUGCGACCUUUUGUGUCCCACACGUGCACACAGAUGUUGCUGACUGACAUGUGGAUGGGACGCCUGAAGAUGCGGAAAAACUCCUGGUUUAAGGUCAUUAUGAGUAUUCUCGUGCCUCCCACCAUACUGAUGCUGGAGUUUAAAAGCAAGGCAGAAAUGUCUCAUGUGCCUCAGUCUCCAGACUUCCACCAGUUGUGGUAUCAUGGGGAACAGUGCCCAAUCAGCUCUAAAGAUACUUUGAAGGAUUAUGGUGUGGAAAAGGCUGUUCAGAAGUCUGAAGAAAGCCAAGCAGAUGGUAGACAAGGAAACCUGUCUGGAGCUAGAAAAAUCUAUGAGUUCUACAAUGCACCAAUUGUCAAGUUCUGGUUUCACACGAUGUCGUACUUGGCAUUCCUUAUGCUCUUUACUUACACUGUGUUGGUGAAGAUGGAACCCAUACCAAGUGUGCAAGAGUGGCUUGUUAUCAUUUAUAUUUUCACUACUGCUGUUGAAAAAGUCAGGGAGGUAUUUAUCUCAGAACCUAGAAAAUUCUGCCAAAAGGUGAAGGUGUGGAUUUACGAAUACUGGAACUUUACUGAUUCUGUAGCUAUCAUCCUGUUUAUGAUUGGUUUUGGUUUGCGCUGGUGCAACCCCCCUGCUCAAACUGCAGGGAGGCUUCUUUACUGCUUGGAUAUUAUAUUUUGGUAUACUCGGCUCCUUGAUCUUUUUGCUGUGAAUCAGCAUGCUGGCCCAUACCUGACAAUGAUUGGGAAAAUGACAGGAAACAUGUUCUAUAUUGUGAUCAUGAUGGCCAUAGUCCUGCUGAGUUUUGGGGUGUCACGAAAGGCAAUUCUUUCACCAGAGGAGCCUCCUUCUUGGACCCUGGCGCGAGAUAUUGUUUUUCAGCCCUACUGGAUGAUGUUUGGUGAAGUCUAUGCAGGAGAAAUAGAUGUUUGUGAAACCAAUGAAGACUGUCCUCCUGGAUCCUUUCUCACACCAUUCCUGCAAGCUGUCUACCUCUUCGUGCAGUACAUCAUCAUGGUCAACUUGCUCAUUGCAUUCUUUAACAAUGUUUAUUUUGAUUUGAAAUCCAUCUCGAACAAGCUCUGGAAGUACAACCGUUACCGCUACAUCAUGACUUACCGUGAGAAGCCAUGGCUACCUCCACCAUUCAUCCUCCUGAGUCACUUUGGGCUUCUGAUGAAAUGCAUCUUCCACCACCAGCCCCCAAAUGAGUUGGACCAAGAAGAAGGCGACGUUGGACUAAAGCUUUACCUGAGUGAUGAGGAGUUAAAGAAACUCCAUGACUUUGAGGAACAGUGUGUAGAAGAAUAUUUUCAUGAAAAGAGUGAAAACCUGAGUUCCAGUGGCAGUGAAAGGAUACGUUUGACCACAGAAAGGGUGGAAGAGAUGUUUCAACAACUUAAAGAAGUGCAUGAGAAGGUAUUUUAUAUCAAGGAGUCUUUACUCUCCCUGGACAGCCAACUAGGACAAUUGCAAGACCUGUCUGCCCUGACAGUGGACAUCCUGAAAGUGCUUUCAGCUGUAGACACCUUGAAGGUGGAAGAAGCCUUACUGGCAGACACAAAACAUCAAGCAUGUAGGAAGCUGCCCCAUAGCUGGAGCAAUGCAUUCUAUUCCAAGACCCUGAGCAGCCUGGAGGGCUUGUAUGACAAGAAAUACCACUAUUACAGCAUGCCACCCUCCCUUUUACGGAGCUUGGUAAAGACUCAGUCUCCGUCAGCAUGCAAACUCUUGAAGCCUGAGAGUAACAAGGGGGUAGAAGACAGCUCUCCAAAGAAUGAAAUAGAAACAGACACACUCACUUCAGGAGUAUCCUCGGAGACUAAGUCAACUCCUAGAUAUGGGCAGUUUUUGCUGGUGCCUCCUGACUAUCAGGGAGGGUCUUUUGGUGAGGAUGUCGCCUUAAAUUUGUCCGUUUUGAGCGCUGCUUCCAAGUACAAGGAUGUAGCAUUCAGACAUGACCUGCAAAGUAACAUUGUUGUUCAGCAAAACUUACCGGGUAUCAGCUUCCUUGGAAAAGAGACAGAAGGUUAUCAACGGAGCCAGAGAGACUUUGUUAUUCGUUUGCCAUCAGAACAGAUUAAUGCUGCAGAAGCUGUUCAUCCUCUUGGUCUCCAGCUACCCCUGGAUAGUGAAGAAGGUGCAGCAUCCCCCUGCGAUGACAGGGAAGAAACUGAAGGUGGUUAUGUGAACUGGGGAUUCUCUGAAGGUGAUGAAAAAGGAGUUUUCAUCUCAGAUUCAAAGAACAAAGCCCUGUACCUACAUUCCUCCUAUGACAGGGACAACAAUUGCCAGAAUAAUCCUGCCAGGCAUGUCCAGUUAAUGGAUUCGAAGUCCUUCUCCUACAACUCUGUCAAGUCAUGUCACAGCAGCAGUAUCUCUCAGAACAGGCUGAAGCGAAGCAUCUCCUGGAUCAGCCCUCUCCAGAGGGACUGGAGUUUCUGCAGAAGCAACAGCUUACCGUCCCCUAAAAAAGAGAGAUCAGGGAAAAUCUGCAAGGCUGUCGGCGAAUCUCUAGGAUCUUGUGGGCUACACCAUAGCGAGGCAACAAAAGCAAAACAGCAAAACAGAGACAGAAAACCUGGGAGAGGAAAGAGGAAUCAAAAACCUCUUCAGGUGCCGGUGAUUAGAGUGGAUGAUUGUCCCCAGCACUCUCAAGUGAACUCAGAGCCUGCAGAGAUCAAUGUCUGGGAUGAGCAAGAGAAACACAGCAAGAAUUGGCUCACCGUAUCUCAUUUCAGUCAGCUAAGUUUGGAACGUCUCUAUUACAAGCACCAGAAAAUUAAAAAUCCAGAUGUUGGUAGACAUACCAUACCAUUCUGUGAUUACCUGAGGCAUUCUCGAGAGGAUUUCAGUAAUAGCGUAUUUGGAAACAGCAAGAAAAGUAAUCUGAACAGGAACUCCUCAUUGAGAACUCCAGAGGAAACUGACAAUAUCUUCUCCUGCUUGAAAACAUCUCAAGAUUUGCAUCUUCACUACUCAGCUGUUGAAAGAAACAACUUAAUGAGACUUGCUCAGACCAUACCAUUUACACCAGUCCAGCUCUUUGCUGGAGAGGAAGUGACAGUCUAUCAGCUAGAAGAAAGUUCACCUAUGAAUCUUGAUAAAAGCAUGUCUUCCUGGUCCCAGUGUGGCACAACUGCAAUGAUCCAAGUCCUGUCACAGGAGGAGAUGGAUGGGGGUCUGCGGAGGGCCAUGAAGGUCGUUUGUACUUGGUCUGAGAGUGAUGUAUUAAAGCUGGGACAAGUAUUUAUUGUGAAGUCUUUCCUGCCAGAGGUGGUUCAAACUUGGCAAAAGAUCUUUCACCAUGGCACAGUAUUACAUCUCUGUCUGAGGGAGAUUCAACAGCAAAGAGUUGCCCAGAAGUUAAUCUACACCUUCAAUCAAGUGAAACCUCAUACUAUUCCCUAUACUCCAAGGUUCCUGGAAGUUUUCCUCAUCUACUGCCAUUCAGCAAACCAGUGGCUGACCAUCGAGAAGUACAUGACUGGUGAAUUUCAGAAAUACAACAACAACAAUGGAGAUGAGAUUACUCCCAUCAGCUUGCUGGAAGAGCUGAUGCUGGCCUUCUCUCACUGGACCUACGUCUACACCGGUGGGGAACUCCUUGUCCUGGAUUUGCAAGGUGUUGGGGAAAACCUUACAGAUCCAUCUGUGAUUAAACCUGAAGAAAAAAAGUCUAGAAAGAUGGUAUUUGGACCAGCAAACCUAGGAGAAGAUGCAAUAAGAAACUUCAUUGCAAAGCAUCGUUGUAAUUCUUGCUGCAGAAAGCUGAAACUUCCCGAUUUGAGAAGAAGUGACUACACAUUGGAAACUGCUGGUCCAGCCUUCAGAAUAGAAAUGGAAACAAGCACCAAAGAACCUGAUGAUGCAGAUGAGCCCUCUGAGUAUGACCCAUAGCUGUGAAGCAGAGAGCCCAUGUGUUUUUAUGCUUCAAAACCUGUCCUUUAUCACUGCCAAGAAUUUGUCCAAAAUCACAAAAUACAGGUGACUGAGUGCAGCAUCUGUCUGCCCUGGCUAGACCCUACAGACAUGGCAUGAAAAAAAUUAGCUUUAUUUACUCUCCUUCCAUGCUCUUGUGCUGGCCCUUCUUGUACAGAUUAAUGAAUUACCAGGAGAAGGUCACCACUUACCUGUCAGUGCCUUUUUAAAAAGAAUGUGGAUCAUGGUUCCAAAUUGUAUUUUGUUAGGAAAAUGACUGUGACAAGUUUAUUUCCAAGUGGUAGUGAUUUUUGUUUUUUCUGCAUUUUAGUAAAUAAAUGAAUGUGUACACAUGCAAAUAAUCAAUUUUCAGUCAGAGCCCACUCAGCCCUCAGAGCCCCAUAAAAGCCUCUCCAGGAAAUUGCAGAAAUACUGCUUUCUCUUUAUUAUUGAUUUUGAUGCAGAGAAAAACCAAGAAUGUAUGAGUAAUGAAUUUUUGGUUUAAAAGAUAGUCAUGACAGACUGAAAAAUUUACCUUCAAUUAUUUUCACAUACCAUGAAAAAGUUGCUCAAUUAAGGGCAGAUUAUUAGACCCACAAGCAUUGAUUUUUCUCAUUUUGAGUCAAUGAAGUUAGAGAUUCUGUUAUUCUGGAUAUUAAUACAAACAUAUGAAUGUCAUUUGACUUUUAGGACUUGUCUGUCUUUAUAAUAUUUUAGCUUCUGAACAUUUUAAAUAUGCAAUUAGAAGAAACAUUUUAGAAGUCACAAAGAAUACUAUUCCAUUUGGUAUUUAACUUGUCAAAGCCAGGCUGAAUGUAGGAUUUUGUCUAACAGUGGUGCAAUUUUAUCAGGUAGUAUCCACAUUUGUUUCUCUUGAUGUUCUCUGAUUACAGUUGAAGAUCAGAAAAAAACAAAAUCAAUCUUUGCAACAUGAUUUUUGUAGAAUAAAAACUGAAAAGAAGUUUUCAGCAGAAGUAUUUCCAACACAACUGGUGUUCUAAUGUGGUCACACUAUUGAAGGAACUUUGUAUUUUGGUGUUCAGUAAAAAAAAAACUAUUGUUGAAAUGUCUGUCAGUCAUUAGAAAACUUUAUACUUAAAUUAAAAAAAAAACAAAAAAAACCAUGUUUCCACUACAGCUGACAGUAAAUUUUAAGGUGUAAGUGGGCUUUCUAUUACGAUCUGUGAUUUAUUUGGUAUAUUUAGUAAGUGUCUGCAUAUACAUAGGAUUUGGAAGUUACAUGUUCCCAGUUUUUAUAUUGAUUACGAUAUUGAUGUUGAAGUAAUUAGCAUUGUAAACAAUCAUUGGAAUAAUAACCUAGACAAUGUUUUGCUGAGAUGCCCUCAGUUUCUGAGAGCAUUCAGAAGAGGUUCCUAUUGUUUUUUUUUUUCUUUUUAACAUAAUUUGAUAGAACCCCUCCAUAUUUUUCCCCAUCAGAUUAUACUUCUCAUUUUGCAAAAUGUGUGGUUUCCUUUGCCUCUUUUUUUCUGGAAGGCAGUCAAUAUACCAGAAAACUUAGCUUGUCUGUGAAAGAGGUAGUUUGACUGCAUCUCCGCAGACUGAGGGUGAACUCUGGUCCAUGUGCCUGUAAAGUAAUAAUUCUACUUCCUGUGGUUAUAAUUUUAAAAUCUGUCUUUAGGGAGAUAUGUUCUUACAUAAAUACAAAUAUACUUUAAAGAAAGAUCUUUCAGUUAAGUUAAAUGACACAUAAAUAUGUCUUUAAAGUCAAAGUAACUUCUGCCCUGAUAGUGUUGUUUUCCUCAAAUGUUGCCAUAAAUUCAGAAUACAUAUAUAUUAUGCAAAUGAAAUUAAUUCUAGACCAGGCUGGGCCUGAGCACCUUUCAUUUCCUUACAAAUUUUGAAGGUAUGCACAAAUAAUUUUUCAGAUGAUCUUUUCUGUCAAGAAAUGCUUCUGUUGCCUGCAAGAGUGUGUGGUUCCUGCAUUCAUAGCAACAUUUGUGAAAAUUCUUAUGAUGUAGAGCUAGCUCAGUGUAGAUUAAUCUUAUUCCUUCUUGUCAGCAUCUGUCAAGGUAAAUACUACAUUACAGUAUGAAAUUGGGGAUCCUUGCAAGAUACUAAUCUGUGUUAAAAUGCAGUUUACUUAAUUUUGUAAUUUUGUAUUUAAUUUUUUUCAGUGUGAAAUAUGAAGUGGAUGAAACAAGAAAAAGAGGCAGUUCUAAUGGUUCCUCUGUAUAUGUUUAUCCUUGCACUAAUUUUUCCAUAUGCAGAGACCCUAAGUUGAAAAAGUCCAGUAAUUCUGCUGGUUGAUAAAUUAUGCCUCACCUUUAUUUUUGCAUUUUUUGGGAGCGCUGAUUCACAUUUCACUAAACUGCAAAUUUAAAUAUUUGAUUAAAGACCUUCCUCCCCUUCCUUUUCACGGUUCAGUAAUAAAUUAUAUUGAAAAUGAUUUUUCAAAAUAAUUAUUUCUUUUGAGAUCUUGGUGUCUUUCUUACUACAAAUUCUGUACAUUCUUUAAAUUAUCUUUUGUUUUUGAAAUACUGAUCUUGGAUUGAAGAACAUGCCUACUGAACACAUAAAAAAACCAAACUAAAAGCCUUUAAUGGGGACAGCAGUAAGCUCCAUUCACACUAAAAUUUGGGUUCAUGUGAAAUGAAAGAUGUGGAAGUCAGGUUCUUUCUUUAACUGCUUGAUAACUAGAGUGGAAGAAAAAUCGUUUUUCAAACCAAAUCGUAGGGGUUUCUGAUUAUUAGUUUCAAUGUCUGUUUGUGCUGAAAAGUACAUACAGGGAUUUCUUUUAUAAUUAUGGUGGGUUCAGGAAAAAAAAAGCCCUGUUUAUUUUGUUCAAAUAAGUCAGGCAGUAAAGUUUUGAAAGAACAAAACAAAACAAAAAAUCCACCAGAGUAUUUAUAAGCUCACUUUUUAAUAGGAGCUUAAAAGAAGCUUACUUAGCAAUUCAGUUGAGAUUAUCCACAGCAAAAUGGUUUUGUGGCAUCUGCUACAUGUAGCUUGAAAAAUACUCAGAGAUUUAAAACCUCAUACUCAGGAAGGCCUUUUUUUUUUUUUCCUCUUUUAUUCAUAAUUGUGGUGUAUUUGGAGUUACUCAUUUAUUGUUAAUGCAAUAAAAUCAAA
Molecule: messenger RNA, 8130 nt
Organism: Catharus ustulatus (Swainson's thrush)
Lineage: Eukaryota; Metazoa; Chordata; Aves; Passeriformes; Turdidae
Gene: TRPM6
Product: transient receptor potential cation channel subfamily M member 6
Exons: 30
Coding region: 142-5019 (1625 amino acids)
Biological process (GO): protein tetramerization; monoatomic cation transmembrane transport; protein phosphorylation
Cellular component (GO): apical plasma membrane
Molecular function (GO): ATP binding; monoatomic cation channel activity; protein serine/threonine kinase activity
Source: RefSeq, a predicted model, not a curated record